UUCAAUAUAGGAUAGACACAGUCUUUCUCCUAAAUUAAGAAAACAGAACAAAAUAGUAACUAAAAAUUCUCAUCCAAACGCUAAACAAACAAAUGGGUGCUUCACAAUCGGUCUCUGAAAAAUCCAUAUCUGAAUUCACAGUUAAGGACGCCAAGGGAAAAGACGUGAACCUCAGCUCAUACAAAGGGAAAGUUCUUCUUAUAGUUAACGUCGCUUCAAAAUGUGGAUUUACGAAUUCCAAUUAUACCCAGUUAACUGACCUUUAUAGCAGAUACAAAGAUAAAGGACUUGAGAUAUUGGCUUUUCCAUGCAAUCAGUUCUUAAACCAAGAGCCUGGGAGUAGUGAGGAUGCAGAACAAUUUGCCUGUACAAGAUUCAAAGCCGAGUAUCCAAUUUUUGGAAAGGUAAUGUGUUGUUUGUUUGUGUAGGGAUCUCGAUACGUUGCUGAUAGGUUUAUGUCCUGGAUUUUUUGGUUUAG
Lathyrus oleraceus (garden pea) is the source of this 478-nucleotide messenger RNA. RefSeq names its product probable glutathione peroxidase 5. Gene Ontology annotation, molecular function: peroxidase activity. Gene Ontology annotation, cellular component: cytosol. Bases 93 to 428 code for a protein of 111 amino acids. NCBI's taxonomy places the organism in Eukaryota, Viridiplantae, Streptophyta, Magnoliopsida, Fabales, Fabaceae. The record is from RefSeq and is a predicted model, not a curated record. Gene Ontology annotation, biological process: response to oxidative stress. The transcript has 4 exons.